This is a messenger RNA of Physella acuta, 1062 nucleotides long. Its product is annotated as multiple epidermal growth factor-like domains protein 10. The record is from RefSeq and is a predicted model, not a curated record. Lineage: Eukaryota; Metazoa; Mollusca; Gastropoda; Physidae. Gene Ontology annotation, molecular function: scavenger receptor activity.
AUGUGUCUGGACCAAGUCUGUGAUCAUGUGACCGGACAUUGUUUGUCCUGUCCGGCUGGAUAUCUCGGACAAUUUUGUAACCAAACAUGUCCCACACACAGCCAUGGCUAUAGCUGCAGCCAGACUUGUAGUGAAACCUGUGGGGGAGACGAAAGCUGCAACCACACAACAGGGGCGUGUCUACAUGGCUGUGUAGAUGGGUAUCAUGGGGAGGCCUGCCAGAUGUUCUGCGACGACAACACGUUUGGAGCAAACUGCAGCUCUGCAUGUAGCCAGCACUGCAAGCACGUCAGACAACUAGCCAAUCAGCUCUGUCAUCACAUGACAGGGGCGUGUCUAGCCGGCUGUGCAGUGGGGUAUGACGGUCUACAGUGUACACAUGAAUGUCGAGAAACGUACUACGGAGUUGACUGUAAACAGAGAUGUAGCCACAGGUGUUUGAACCAAACCUGUCAUCACGUCACUGGUCAGUGUAUGGUCUGCUCUAAUGGGAUCUGUACAGAAGACUGCUCACCUACCUACUACGGCACCAAUUGUACUCAGACCUGCAGUAACAACUGUGUAAAUCGCCUGUGUGACGUCAGAACUGGCCAGUGCUCGAAAUGUCCAGAUGGAAAACAGGGAAUUUUUUGUGAAAAUGCUUGUGAUGGAACCCACUACGGCAGCAACUGCACAGAGCUCUGCAGCUCUCGUUGUGUCAACCAGUCUUGUUACCCAGAGAGUGGUCAAUGUGUCCAAUGUCCAUCUGGAUAUACAGGAGAUUUUUGUGACGACGACUGUCCAAGUGGACACUACGGAAAAGGCUGCCAACAAAACUGCAGUGAGAAGUGUGACAUAUCUUUGUGUGACCCAGUGUCAGGGGCGUGUCUGUCCUGUCCCCCGGGGAAACAAGAUACGCCCUUGUGUGAAGAAGACUGUCCCCAUCUGAGCUACGGCAAAUCGUGUAGUGAAGACUGCAGCAAGACGUGUGGGGGAGAUGGAGGCUGUGACCCCAGCACUGGCCAAUGUACACACGGGUGUAGGGAUGGCUAUCAAGGGGCCUGGUGUGACCAAUGUGAGUAG